Molecule: messenger RNA, 1743 nt
Organism: Metarhizium brunneum ARSEF 3297
Lineage: Eukaryota; Fungi; Ascomycota; Sordariomycetes; Hypocreales; Clavicipitaceae
Product: MFS siderochrome iron transporter 1
Biological process (GO): transmembrane transport
Cellular component (GO): plasma membrane
Molecular function (GO): transmembrane transporter activity
Source: RefSeq, a predicted model, not a curated record
AUGGGACUCGUCUCCAAAGCGCAGCCGGUAGCGAUGGCCGUCUCGGCGAAUCCUGAAAAGCCAGAAAACAAUGUCUGUGACUCCGAGUCCACAGACGCAACUGGCAACCGCCUCAACAGGGGAAAGGUACAGUCUGGCGUCGCUCGCAUCGAGGCCACCACCAAGAUCUGGUCCAAGUCGCACCUCAUCACCGCCUAUGCCAUGAUCUGGUUCCUCUACUUUGUCAAGUCCAUCGAGGAAGUGGUCGUCUUCAGCAUGGAUCCAUUCGUCACCAGCGCCUUCAACAAACACUCUAUUACUCCUGCGAUUCAGAUCGUGGCCAUCAUCAUCGGCGGCCUGAGCUACAUCCCUCUCGCCAAGAUCCUGGAUACUUGGGGCCGACCGCAGGGCCUGACCCUGACCGUCUUCAUCUGGGUCAUUGGCCUGAUUAUGAUGGCGGCUUGCAAUAAUGUGGAAACGUUUGCUGCUGCCAAAGUCUUCAACGCUGUUGGUUCCCAGGGCGUCUCGUAUUGUGUCACCAUCUUCAUUGCCGAUACGUCGUCGCUUCUCAACCGGCCGCUCAUGCUUGCCUUUGCCACAUCGCCGUACAUCAUCACGACCUGGGUCGGCGGCCCGGUCACUGAAAGUGUGCUCGCGGGUCCCGGAUGGCGAUGGGGGUUUGGCAUCUGGACCAUUAUCACCCCCGUUGUCAUCUUGCCUCUGUCGUUCCUGUUCCUCUACAACGACAGAAAAGCCGUCAAGGCCGGCCUCAUUGAGAGACGCACCGGCUGGAUUACCCCCCGGGACGUGUGGGACUACAUUAUUGCUGUGGAUUUGGCUGGAAUCAUGUUGCUCGCGGGUGGCAUGGCGCUCUUCCUUCUGCCCUUUAGUAUCUGGUCCUAUCAGGCGGAGCAGUGGCGCUCUCCGUUGAUUAUUUGCAUGCUGGUCUUUGGCGCCGUCCUGCUCGUCGCCUUUGUCCUGUGGGAGAAGUUCCUCGCCCCCGUCAGCUUCAUCCCCUAUGAGCUGCUGCUGGACCGCACCGUCUUUUCCGCCGGCGUGAGCUUCGUCUUCAUCUACGCCAGUGGCUCUAUAUGGAGAGGCUACUUCUACUCCAUGCUUCUUGUCGUUUGGGAUACUGGCAUCACCAAGGCCACGUAUAUCAGCAACAUUUACCGUGUUGGGUCCUGCUUCGCAGCCGUCAUUAUCGGCCUCAUUGUCCACAAGGUCGGAAAGUUCAAGUGGGUUUCUACGUAUUACGCGCUGCCUCUUACUAUCCUGGGGGUCGGGCUCAUGAUCAAGUUCCGCCAGGCCUCGGAGGACAUUGGAUACGUGAUCAUGACGCAGAUUUUUGUUGCCUUUGCCGGAGGACCCAUGGUUGUCGCGGGUGAGAUGGCCAUGAUGGCGCCGUCCGACCACCAGCAUGUGGCUGUCAUCAUGGCCAUGCUCAACCUCUUCUGCAGCAUCGGGUCUGCCGUCGGCAGCACCAUAUCGUCGGCCAUCUGGACUGGAACUUUCCGAGAGGAGCUGAUCAACAACCUACCCCCUGGGUCUCCCAUUGAUGAGAUUUACGGACAGGUCAGGAAGCAAGCGUCAUACCCUGUGGGGUCUGAGAUGAGAAAUGGAAUCUCUGCUGCCUAUUCUCAGACUCAGCGGUAUAUGCUCAUCACAAGUGUAUGCUUGCUCGUGGUUGGAUGGGGCUGCACCUGGCUGUGGAGGGACAUUAAGCUCAGCAAGAUCAAACAGGUGUCUGGGACCGUCGUCUAA